Messenger RNA from Caenorhabditis auriculariae, 1053 nucleotides. The record is from the annotation of a GenBank genome assembly. Lineage: Eukaryota; Metazoa; Nematoda; Chromadorea; Rhabditida; Rhabditidae.
AUGCUUUUAACAACGUCUGCAACAGCCUUCAACCCAUCGAAACAACAGUGGACGUCAAUUUCCAUCAUGUUCGAUUCAGGGGCCGAUUUUUCUUCGAUCAGCUCACAGUUGGUAGAAGAAUGGGGCUUGACGGUAACAGGAAAGCAAACAUUGAUGCUCCAAACAUUUGGAACUCCUGAACUCAGGAAGACAACACUGAAAGAAUCAGAAAUCAUUCUUCGAACGGUGGAAGGCAAAGAACUCACAGUACCUACUCUACAAUCAGAAAUCCUAGUGGGUACAGUCCCGAAAGCCGACCUAUCUGGGGAAGACAAGAAGUUCAUAUCAGAUAGGAAACUACACAUGAGCGGAGAUUGGUGGUAUUCAGAAGUGACACCAGACGUCAUAAUUGGAGCAGACUUCAUGUUUGACAUGAUCGACUCAACGCAACCUCAGCACAAACUCCCAUCAGGGACGAUCCUGAUACCAACCGUUUUCGGUUAUUCAGGAACAGGUCGCAGCACAGCUCCAACCGAUAGAAUUUUCGCAAACGGUAUAAUUUCCAAAGAAUCAAGUGACCCCUGGAACGAUUUCUGGGACCUCGAAAACGCAGGAAUCGAAGACCAUGCCCACGGCUCACUCAAUUCAGAAACAGAAAGGAUCAACCAGAAAGUUCUGAAAGAAUUCAAAGAAACCGUUCAGCGAAGGGAAGACGGAUACUACGUGAAGUUCCCGUGGAAAUCAGAUGAAACUCCACUCCCGACACACUACGCGAUUGCAGAAAAACGCCUACAAAGCGUUAUCAAUCAGCAACCAUUGGAAGUCUUGAAACAGAUAGACGACAUUUUCCAAGAUCAACUCGAAAAAGGAAUAAUCGAGGAGGUCGACACCCAAAAGAAGACUUCAGAUAGGAUUCAUUAUAAUCCUCACCAGCCGGUCUUGACACCUGGGAAAGAAACGACGAAGUGCAGAGUGGUCUAUGACGCAAGUUGCCAUUUUAAAAAUGGACCGUCAAUGAAGUGGCGAUGGCAGCUUGUACUUAUGUUGUGCAAAAAGGAAAGAGCAAUCUUCUAA